AUGGAGAGUAGAUGGCGACUAACUGUAUCUGUCGACACACCACACUUCCUGGCAAGUUCGCGAGUACUUGUGGACGGAUUUGACUCUACAGCUUCCUGCAGAACCUCAUCAAUAUCCACUAAUAGUCGUCUGGAGCCCUUCUUCCUUUUCAACGUCGUAUCUCUACUGCUAUAUUUUUUCAAACCAACGCUGCGCAGUAGCUACGGAGCUUUGGGAGGACUGAACCCUGCCCUCUACCGUAACCCGGGAGAACUGGAAGAAGAACUGCACUACCCUGAAGGACACCUCGGCCGACUCUGGUUCUAUCUCCGCUACGAAGCUGGGUGCGAGAAGCUACUCAUCACCUUGCUCAAGAUCAAGAACCUACCUAGCAGAACAGUCGGAACAGCGAACGCUUGCGAUCCAAUAGUCAGGUAA
This is a messenger RNA of Nezara viridula (southern green stink bug), 417 nucleotides long. NCBI's taxonomy places the organism in Eukaryota, Metazoa, Arthropoda, Insecta, Hemiptera, Pentatomidae. The record is from the annotation of a GenBank genome assembly.